ACGAAGGAGACAAAGAUGGAGACUCUCAAGAAUGGAAGCAUGUGAAUGUGUGGGGACCUGACGAUAAGCUCAUUUGGGAGUAGGCUACAGUUUGUUUGGAUCAGGAUAAAACUGAACUGAAUUCCCAGUGACCUUGUCAUGCAAUCGGUGGCCCAGUACGGGAGGAUCGUAGCUCGUGCUAUAGCCGCUGGAAUCCACAACGAGUUUCAAGUCAAGACACCCUUCGACAAACCAAAAGAGCCCUUGCAUUUUGUAACUGGGGCGUCAGGAUUUUCGAAGUCCGUCACCAAAACAAGCAAUCUCGGCAAUAAAUGGACGUUCGGUGACGAUGCUUAUUUCAUCAGUAGAAACAAAGUGGCAGAUGUCAUCGGCGUAGCCGAUGGGGUAGGAGGAUGGAGAAACUAUGGUGUAGAUCCUUCAACCUUCCCUCGCACCUUAAUGUUGGCGUGUGAGCGCAUGGUGCGAGAGGGACACUUUGCCCCCCAGUCACCUGGCAACAUCAUCGCUGCUGGUUACAGCGAAAUGCUGGAGCAGAAAGUGCCAACAAUAGGCAGCAGUACAGCUUGCAUAGUGUCACUUCACCGAGAAGAGAGGACCAUCUAUGCAGCUAAUCUUGGCGACAGCGGCUUCCUUCUGAUACGGGACGGGGAGGUGGUCCACCGGUCCAUAGAACAACAGCACUACUUCAACACGCCUUAUCAGCUGGCUGUGGCUCCUCCGUCUAGAGAUGGACAUUGGCUCAGUGAUAGUCCCGAUAUGGCAGAGGCUUCUUCCUUCAAGGUAGAAGAUGGAGACAUCUUGAUGCUAGCAACAGAUGGCCUAUUCGACAAUCUCAGUGAGGAUAUGAUUGUUAGACAACUCGGUGCUCUACAUGAACAUAAGGAAGAGGAGAGAAUACAGCAUGCAGCUAGCAACAUUGCUGAAAACGCCUACCAGCUUUCAUUAGACCCUGACUACAUGUCCCCCUUCGCUAUAUCUGCCAAUGAUAUCGGUAUUGAUUUGAGAGGAGGCAAACCAGAUGACAUCACGUGUAUAGUGGCCCGCGUGACCCACCAGUCCGACAUCUACCUGUGAUGACAUUGUGCUACUGAGAGCGACAGAGCUGAAGUCUGUGAGUGCUGAUGGACAGUUGGCAAAAGCUACAUAACUUUGAGACAGGGCAGAACUUGACGAUGCCUUAUUGAGUGACUGGUCUGAUGUGAAAGAAUGGGGAUAAGAAGUGGCAGUUGGUAAAAGUAAAGAAAAGUAAUGUAGUGCCCUCUCUCAUCUUGCACAGCAUUUGAGCUCACAGUUGUGGUCAAAGGUCAUGUCUCUCUGGAACCGGAAACAGUUCGCUGUGAUUGCCAUGAGGCGUGAAGAUGUUGGGAGCUUUACUUUACUUUUAUCAAUUUUUAAGUGAACAGAGCUUUUCUUACGGUAUGGAAGCGGUUGCUGAAUGGGAGAUCGUGUACGAGUUGUAAAAGCCUAUAUAUAAAUAAAGUGUGCAGUGGUAAAAGAGACAACAUCUUCAUGCUCUGAUCAUUUUGUCAAUACAUUGCCAGCCUACAGUGGUGAAGUUCUUUUUAUGUUGGAGAGCUACACUGAGACCAGAGACACAGUGGAAUAUAAUAUAACGUCUCGAGCAAGACCAGCACUCAUGGUUUCUAGCUUCAGAUAACUGAAAGAAGCAGAGUGACAAAGUUCUUCGCUUCAUCAUUUUCUUGUCAUAGUGGGGGUUGUUUUUUUUCAUUUGUAUAUUUACCCCAUGAUUUAUUCAUCUCUCAUAAGGUCACAGGAGAAAAGGGGGAAGGGUUUGGAAAUUCAGGUACUGCUUCAAGAUAUUAGAAUUUACAUGUGUGAAAAAAAAAAAGCCCAGGGAUUAUUCAUUCUUCUCCAUUUGUCUAUCUUGAUAUAUUUGAAUCUCGUUAUAUUCUGUGCAGUAUGGCAGGUAGGGAAUGUCUAUGAAAGUAAGAAUCAAAAUUAGUAGAUAUUGUAGUUCUUUAGCUUUUGUCACUAAUUUUUUUAUUUUUUUGGUCAUGAGUAGAACAAUGUGUACAAAUCACAUAGUACAAUGACUGUUUGAAAGGCACCAGGAGGAGAGAUUCAUGAUGAUAAACUUGUCAUUUUGAAUAUUAAAAAUGUAUUAAGAUGGGGGGGACUCAGUCCAGCAGUGUUGUACCAGGAUUUCAUUCUUUAUAUGAUUUUAUGAAGAACGAAUAUGUUUUUUUGUUUUGUUUGUUUUUGUUUUUAAUUUGAGAUAAAGGCUUUUCAGGUCUUGCUCUCUCUGGAAACUGAAGAAGCCAAAAAAGACAGUGAUAUACCAUUAAAAAGUAUCUAAGAGAACUUGUCCUGAAGGGCGACCCGAAAAGACUAGGAUAGUAAUGUAGUUUUAAAAAAAAAUGUCCUAACAGCGAAAUGAGUGGCAAACCAUGACUGCCAAUGUCUGUUUCAGAUCUGAAACUUCAUGGUGAAGAGGAGAAUAGUUUUCUAUUGAUGACUGAUAUUGACUGACAAUACAGCUCUCAUGGAAAUUAAAUUAACAACUUCAGUGACAAAGUUGCACGGUGUGGGUACCUCAUCGUUGGUGCAUUAUUGUUGUAAGCUAGUCCUGACAGAAGACAACUUGUGUCAUAAAUGAUAAAUAAUUGUUUGCUCGUCAGGCCUUUAGCUUUGGGUGGAAUUUGUUUUGUAUGACUUCUUUCCAGAUUGCUUGGUUUGUUGGGACUCUCAGUUUGAGAGAAAGUGAAAGUGGAAGCGUUACAACAGAAGUACUAUUCAGAUAGUUUGUAGCUUAAACUGGCAACCUUUACAUUUUCUAACCUGAUGUUUAGGUAGCUUUACUGCAGCACGGAUAGUUUUCUCCCUCCACAUAGCUCAUGGAUUGUUGGUCUCUGUAACUUGCAAAAAUCAGUUCACAUGUUAUCAUUUCAUCCCACUUGAGUAAAUUUCUUCUGAGUUUGUGCAAAGUGGUGGUUGAGUGAAACAAUCUGUUACGCUUGAAGUUUGAGUAAUUGUAGUCUAAAUGGUUGCAAUCUUUUCAAGACUCGGUGACGAUCACAAAUGGAAAAAAUUAUGACCAGAGAUUAAAGAUAGAAAAUUUGAGAAUUUGUGUCUACCCCACUUUGCAAAAGAUGAGGAUGAUCUAUGCCAGCAUUAGUAUGCAUGAAACCGUUACAUUCCACUGUUUGUAUGAAAGUAAUCAUGGCACAUCUUUUAUCUCUUCUGCUCCAGAAUGUUUAUUUUCGGGUUCCUCUUCACAUAACUUGCAUUAGUUGCAAUGUAAGAGCAUUUUCUUGUCUGUUAACUAUUGUCUGUCUACCUUUGAGUAAAUUCUGCUUCCAGUCUGAACUUACUAAGUCUUUUGAUAGUGAUAGUCUCUUGAAACAAUGUUCACUUCUUUUUUUUUUUUUUUUUUCAAACACAUCUUUUAUUUGCUCAUGAGGAGACACUGGUUGUUAAUUCAGUUCCAGGUACGUCUUGUUUGUUUGCACAAAUUGUUUUCUCCAAUCUCAGUUUGUUGUGUUGGUACAUAUCCAGGCUCUGUGCUUGCUGGUAUCCUGAUUUGCUCAUCUGAUGUUUUUAUAUUUUUCUCUGGAAUGAAUAAAUUCACCUUGAGUAUUGAAUUAAGCACUGGCUUGACUAGAAGAAGCAUAAUUAAUUAUUACUAUGACAAGACCAUUGCUAUUGUCAGGUCCUCUGGCUUUGGGUUGUUUUUUUUUGUUUUUUAAAAUUUCUUCUGAAUUCUGUGGAAUUGUGUGGGCGACUUGGUGUAAAUUGCUGGGUGCCUCCCAUGAAGUAGUAAUUUAGUGCAAAGAAAAUGCAACAUAUAAUUGAAAGUAGAUAGUACUGAGAUGUGUUGAAGAAGGUUUUUUUCUUUUGGUUUGUUAUUGAUGUGAGAGUGUAGGUUAGAUUUUUUGUUUCGUUUUGUUUAAAGGCUGAAAAGUACUUUAAAUGAGACACUUGUGUAGAAAAUUUGUCCUUUCAUUUGGUGUACAUAUAAUUAUUAUCAAAUGUUAAAUAAACAAUUUUUCAUACACACUUCAAAA
Messenger RNA from Aplysia californica (California sea hare), 4025 nucleotides. Its product is annotated as protein phosphatase PTC7 homolog. The coding region runs from base 139 to 1074 and encodes 311 amino acids. The transcript has 6 exons. The record is from RefSeq and is a predicted model, not a curated record. NCBI's taxonomy places the organism in Eukaryota, Metazoa, Mollusca, Gastropoda, Aplysiida, Aplysiidae.